Messenger RNA from Nanorana parkeri, 1908 nucleotides. Its product is annotated as circularly permutated Ras protein 1-like. Bases 1 to 1908 code for a protein of 635 amino acids. The transcript is spliced from 19 exons. NCBI's taxonomy places the organism in Eukaryota, Metazoa, Chordata, Amphibia, Anura, Dicroglossidae. Gene Ontology annotation, molecular function: zinc ion binding; SNARE binding. Gene Ontology annotation, biological process: COPII-coated vesicle cargo loading; endoplasmic reticulum to Golgi vesicle-mediated transport; intracellular protein transport. Gene Ontology annotation, cellular component: COPII vesicle coat; endoplasmic reticulum exit site. The record is from RefSeq and is a predicted model, not a curated record.
AUGCACUGGCGUAACUACCAGGGUCGCAGCAGUCGCACUUGUGACUGGGACCUGGUGUUCCGCCAGUUCAGGGGGGCCCAGCGAGAAGAGGAUGGCACGGCGCCCGUGGAAAAAUGCGACUGGCUUUCGGCGGCUCUGAUCACACCUUUGGCCUACACCUACAACAGGUGGAAGAAACCGGACUACAAAGUGGCCCAGAUCUGGAGCCAGUCAUCUUUGGAUCCAAAUCAACAGCCCCCUGCUUGUUCUAAAGCAGAUUCUGCAUCACCCGGAAAGGCAAAUGAGCUGCCGCAGCAGUUGGCACAUAACAGACUGUCUCUGGAAACAAAUGUAUACCAAGGUUUCCAGUUACCAUCAUCCCCAAAACCAGAACGGAAGACACCACCUCCUGUUCCAGAACGCAAGACAAAGCCUUCCUCAACCAAUAGAGGCAUAUGUACACCAUCUGCUGCCUUUAAAAUGAAUCUGCAGAACCCUCCCCCACCGAUUCCAGUUAGAAAAGAGAAGCCAUCAGAAUAUCGAUCUGGCAAUAUGGAGUCUGCAGAAUAUGACUAUGCUUAUGAAGUAAUGCCUGAGCCUGGCAUGGAAUCUAAAGAGCAAAGGUUGCCAGCCAACUGCAAUAUACUACUUAUGAAUAUUGGCAAGAUGGUGGAGGAUACAGGCAUAGAGAACUUUGGAUUUCCAUUACUGUGCAGAAGUUGCUCUGCUGCAUUCUCUGAGCUCAGUCAUGUGGAUGAGAACAAGACUUGGACCUGUGAUUUCUGUAGUACAGAAAACUCUGUCACUGAACACACAGAGUUGAGGUGUACAGGAGAUGACCAGCUUUACCUGCAGGCAAUGUCUGGAAAUGUAUACACCGCAGAUGAUGACACCAUGCUAAUAUUUUGCAUUGACAUAUCGGGGAGUAUGAGUGUGACCAUAGAGGUGCCACAAGAUCAGACCAAUAACUGUAGUGACCACAAUAUGUACCAAUCAAGAAUGGAGGCUGUGAAAUCUGGACUGACUGAAACUUUGCAUUUGCUUCACAAACAGAAUCCUAGGCAGAGAGUGGCACUUGUAGCUUUCAGUGACCAGGUGAAGAUAUAUGGAGAUGGAACCAUACAGCCACAAGUGUUAGAGGACUGUGAACUUCUAGACACUGAUUACCUGAAAUCACAAGGCGAAAACCAGCCAGUGCCACAAAUAUUAGAAGAGACUCUGCAUCUCCUGGAGGCCAAAAUCGAAUGCCUGAAAGAAAAUGGAGCUACCGCGCUGGGCCCUGCAGCCUUGAUGUCUAUAGCAAUGGCUUCCAAGAGACCAGGAUCUAAGGUGAUCAUUUGUACAGAUGGUCGGGCGAACACUGAUCUGGGGAACCUGGAGAAUAUAACUGAAGAGUAUGUCUACCAGUCCUCCAAGCUUUACUACAGCAAUCUGGGAGAUCUGGCUCUUCAGCACAGUGUUGUGGUGUCAGUGGUGACGAUAGAAGGAACAGACUGCAGACUUCCUGAACUGGGACAACUUGCCGAUAAGACAGGAGGAAAGGUAAAUAUUGUACAUCCUUCAAAUUUGGCCAAGGAAUUCCAGUCUAUCCUGGAUGAACAAAUUAAUGCUACGGAUGUGGAAGUAAAGGUUUAUCUUCCCCAUUCUAUGCAUUUCUUCUAUGAGGCACAUACUGAGCCUAUUUUACAAAGGAAACUUGGAAGUACAAAUGCUGACACUGUGCUGUCCACAGAAUUUACUAUCCAUUCAUCCAAGACUAAAGAAGUCCUGCGGCAUUCCCAGCUACCUGUACAGGUGCAGUUAACAUAUACCCUCGCAGAUGGAAGAAGCAUACACCGGAUCAUCAGCCAAAAGAGACCAGUGACCAAUGACAGGUUUAAAACCUUUGUUUUCUCUCUAGUGUUGCUGUUCGAGAAGCCAUCAACUUGA